CGAUACAUAAUCUAAUAAUAACAAACAAACAUGGCAGAUGUGGACGUGUUUAUAAGUAACUACACGCUGGUGGAUCCAGAAAUUUAUCAACUAUGGAUUGAAGGCUUCUCAUCUAGUGAAGCAGUAUGUUAUUUGAAACAAAAGGGAUUUGGACAUUCGAUGGGUGCGCCCAUUGAUCUAAUUGCGUCAGAUGUCUUGGAUCAUUAUCGCACAUAUUCGCUGAUUGAACUUUACUUGCAUGCACCCACCAAAUUGAUGGAGCAAUCGUGUUUCCAACUGGAACCGCAUACGCGUGAUUUGAUCAUCGAGAAAUAUUAUUCUAUUGAUGAUGUUGUUGCCCGUGAAAUUCUGGGCAAGAAGCUAACUUCGCGUUAUCGCAAGGAUCUCGAUGAGGUUGGCGAGAAAACUUGUGUUAAACUCAAAUCUUGUCGUCGUCAAUUUGAUAAUGUAAAGCGCAUCUUCAGGGCUGUGGAAGAACUACCAGGAACUCUGACCAACAAUAUAAAGCAACAUUUCUUCAUAUCAAACGAACUGGCCAAAAAAUAUGCAUGUAUUGUGUUUCUGGCUUGCCUGCGUUUCGAGACGUCAAAAAAGAAACUGCAGUACUUGAGUUUCAGCGAUUUGCUAACCUGCUCCCACUCGAUAAUGAUUUAUUGGACAUAUACCUAUCAGCACACGGGUCCUGAGUACUAUGAUACGGAAAUGGACAAGGAAUUUCUACUUGAUUUGCGUGAACUUCGCUGCCUGCUGGACAAGGAAAAGGAGAUCAAACACCUGGUCUGUUUGCGACUAAAGCCGGUGCUGCUAGAGCGUGCUUUUCACGAGUUGGAUGGCAAUUUUCGAUCUUAUUGGCGAGCUCUUAUCACUAUCGCUUGCAAUUUGCACCGUAAUCGUGAGCUACGCGAUCUGUUCGUCGAUCUCUGCGAAAAAUUGGUAGAGCCUUGGCGUCAGAAUGGUUGGAAUCACGAUCAGGUUAACAAAUUUCUUUCUUCCAUAACGCAAAGCGUCCUGGACUUGGAAAUAUCCCGAGAUCAGGAGACACGUUGUUUGUGGGAUCGUUAUAUGCAGGUCAUAACCAUAUGUCUAGAUAAAAUGUAUCAUAUAUAGUUAAGCUUUGUGUUUUUCUAUUUGUAUAUAAUUUGUUGUAUAUUUAUUUUAGCAUAAAAUUACAUUUAGAAUAAAAAAACUAAUUUGACCCAAAAAC
Messenger RNA from Drosophila nasuta, 1204 nucleotides. RefSeq names its product acidic fibroblast growth factor intracellular-binding protein (gene Fibp). The record is from RefSeq and is a predicted model, not a curated record. Bases 31 to 1107 code for a protein of 358 amino acids. The transcript has 8 exons. NCBI's taxonomy places the organism in Eukaryota, Metazoa, Arthropoda, Insecta, Diptera, Drosophilidae. Gene Ontology annotation, cellular component: nucleus.